GUCAUGUCUCCAUGAUUGAUAUUUUACUGGCAAACAUGCUUGCAAAAUCCCACCAGUAGACCUGUUGGGGCAUGGAGAUAACUGUGGUCCCUGAGGGCCUGAACACUACCCGUAAUCACCCAAGGACCACUCUCAGCAAAGAGAGCAGGUAUAUAAGCCACUGAGGAAAAACCACCCUCCACAACCUACGAGGAAAAUAUCUACACAAAUUUACUACUGAGGAAAUGGAGUUCAGAGCUAUGCUUCUGCUGACCCUCCUGGGCUUCUUGUUCGUGGAGCCAGGGUUUGGACAGAGAGGUGACAUGGACAUCACUGAGUGGAUGAGAACUAAAGAACAGCUGAUAAAGAAUUUGGAGGACAAACUGACAGAUAUAGAAAGACAGCAGAAUGAUGUUGAAGCUCUGGAGGCCAGGCUCAAUGCAACUGUGGACGAGCUGACAAGACAGAAAGCUGAAAUGGACAAACUGAAGAAGGAGAAUGAAGGUCUGAAAACAAGACUAAAUACCUCAGAGGUGGAGAUUGAUAAGCUGAAACAGAGUAGCAGUGAAGCUGCUUCUCAGAUUGCGUUCUCUGUUUCUUUGGCAAACUCUGGUGAGAUUUACAGAGGACCCUGCACAGACAAGACUCUGGUUUUUAAAAGGAUCUUCUCAAACACUGGCAAUGCUUACAGUCAAAGUACAGGAGUGUUCACAGCACCAGUGAAUGGUCUCUACUACUUUAGCUUCAGCACCUAUGGCUACAACACCCAUGUGAUGGGGGCCAUACUGAUGAAAAAUGGUGUCCGUCAAAUUUCAACCUAUGAUUACACUUCAGUAGACGGCUCAGACAGUAGCAGUAACGCUGCUGUUCUGCAGCUGGCUGCUGGUGAUAAGGUGCACAUGGAAUUGUGGGAUAACGGCAGAGUGUUUGAUAACCUGAAUGGACACACGACCUUCAGCGGUUUUCUCCUCUUCCCCAUGUAGAUGAUCAGACACAAAA
Lates calcarifer (barramundi perch) is the source of this 978-nucleotide messenger RNA. RefSeq names its product cerebellin-1. The transcript is spliced from 4 exons. Lineage: Eukaryota; Metazoa; Chordata; Actinopteri; Centropomidae. Gene Ontology annotation, molecular function: protein binding. The coding region runs from base 225 to 962 and encodes 245 amino acids. The record is from RefSeq and is a predicted model, not a curated record.